UUUAGAGCUGCAGCAAAUGGUAGGAAAAAGAUGUUGCAGUAUCUUGUUAAAGAGGUUGAACAUGUUGGUGAUAUAAGAGAACACUACUACAGAAAUGAUCAAAUCUCUAUUUUGCAUAUUGCUAUCAUUGGCCAACAUUUUGAUACAGCUCUUUGGUUACUGAAAAGAGAAAGGACACUUGGCCUGUUGAAGGAAAAAAGUGGCAUGACUUGUUUGCAGCUCCUAGCAAGCAUGCCAAAAGCUUUUAAAUCUUCUUCUCAAAUCAAGGGACUGAAGUUGUUCGUAUAUAUCUGUCUUCCGAGCAACUUACGAGAGAGUAAUGAUGAUGAUUAUGACGAUGAUGAUGAUGAAUUUGAUCAGCCUCUUUCACAAAAAGGAGAAGAUAUAGAGCGUGGAAUUCGAUCAAAUUCAUUUAAAAAAUCUGUCCAGAGAUCAAUUCCUUAUAGAGUCAUAUAUAGGAUGUACUGUGACUUAUGGAGAUUCUUAGGCUAUGUUUGGGAGAAAAUUUCCGAAACCCAGGAAAUGAAGCAGAAGCACGAAUUAGCCCAGAAACUGGCUAGGAAGCUAGUGAAAAUAGAUCAUUCUUGGGCUCUAACACAUGAAACACUGGACAACACAAUCUAUAUAGAAGAAUAUGGAAGAGUAGAAGAAUCUACAUCGGUAACAAUAGCAUCCGCUAAGAAGAAAAAGAAAAGCUCAUUGCUUGAUACACCGUUGCUCAUUGCAGCCAGCAAUGGUAUCGAAGAAAUAGUUACAGAGAUACUUUUGAGAUAUCCUCAAGCCAUAGAUCAUGUUAGUAGAAAUGGACAGAACAUACUUCAUGUAGCCAUCAUGUACCGUCAGCUGGGAGUGUUUGAGCAUUUAGAGAACCUAGGAACAGAAGUGGGAAAAUUAACUACCAUAAUCGACAACAGUGGCUACUCGAUACUGCAUCAUGCUGCCGAUACAUCAUAUUUCUCCGGAGGAACUAGACCUGGUGCAGCAUGGCAGCUGCAAGAGGAAUUGAGAUGGUUUGAGAGAGUGAGACAAUUAAUUCCUUCCCAUUAUGUAAUGCAUCAAAAUAAUGAAGGCCUAACAGCAGAGGAGCUCUUCAAAGAAAUGCACAAGGAUCAGCACCAAGAGGCGAAAAAAUGGAUAUCGAAUAUUGCACAGUCAUGCUCAGCAGUUGCUCAACUGGUGGCAUCGGUAGUUUUUGCUGUGGCUUUUGGGGUCCCUGGAGGAUUCAGAGGAGAAUCCAAAAUCGAUUCUGAGAAAAAUGAUACUAGUACUAAAAGGCUACUUUCUAAAGAAGUUGCUAAUAGAGAAGGUCUUCCAAUUCUCCUGGAUAAGCCUCUUUACUCUUUUUUUACUGUCAUGGAUGUUACCUCUUUGGCCACUUCUCAAAUCUCUCUGGUUCUUUUCCUCUCGAUCCUCACUUCAUCGAACGAGCACAAGGAUUUCCGUAGUAAUCUCCCAUGGAAGCUUACUCUCGCAUUUAACUUCUUAUUUUUCUCAGUGACAACAGCCAUGGCUACUUUCAUUGCGAACAUAUUUCUCACUGUUCGGCCUAAGCACGAGUUGGUGAAGAUAUUGAAUUAUGUUGCUGCUUUCUUUCCCAUCAUUUUGUUUAUUAUCGCACAAUCUCCGAUGUAUGCUGCAUUCUCUGCUACCUUCAUGGAUGUUCUUAAGUUGAUUUGGAGGAUUAUUCUUCCUCAGAAAUGCUUGAAUCUUUGUAAGCGUUCCAUGUGAGAUCAACAAGAUUUUUCAAUGAUUUUCCACUGAGUUUUGGAUUUUUUAAAUAAUUAUAUGGUGAUUUUAUAGAGUUGUAGACCUGGUACUUGAUAUUAGUAAGUGAAGUUUGAUCCAAAUAAUAGGAAAGAUGCUAACCUCGUUGAGUUGAACUGCAUAUGAUUGGUAUGUCGUUUUCUUUAUAAGAGACCACGAAUUCGAGUUAUACUCUACUCACGUGUGCAUCUUUGAU
This is a messenger RNA of Carica papaya (papaya), 1960 nucleotides long. RefSeq lists its product as uncharacterized. Gene Ontology annotation, molecular function: protein binding. The record is from RefSeq and is a predicted model, not a curated record. Lineage: Eukaryota; Viridiplantae; Streptophyta; Magnoliopsida; Brassicales; Caricaceae. Gene Ontology annotation, cellular component: membrane.